Messenger RNA from Nerophis lumbriciformis (worm pipefish), 4516 nucleotides. RefSeq lists its product as uncharacterized. Gene Ontology annotation, molecular function: growth factor activity; receptor tyrosine kinase binding; glial cell-derived neurotrophic factor receptor binding. The record is from RefSeq and is a predicted model, not a curated record. Lineage: Eukaryota; Metazoa; Chordata; Actinopteri; Syngnathiformes; Syngnathidae.
GAUAAGACCUUCUGGAGGAAAGUUAUGUGGUCAGAUGAAACAAAAAUUGAGCUGUUUGGCCACAAUUUUUUUUUUGCGGCUCCAAACAGAUUUUGUUGUUGUUGUAAUUUGGCUCUUUCAACAUUUUGGGUUGCCGACCCCUGCUUAAAGGACCGAGCAACCUGAAGCAACCUAUGAAAGGGAGGGUCUGCAUAUGCACUCAAACAAGGUACAUUUUUGUUCCACUACACGAAUAAAAAAAAAACGGAUUCCCGGAGAAGAAAAUAAGAAAAACAAUCACCUUCACAUGUUUAUGUAUGUAGGAGGGUGCUUUUGGUAGCCAUUGACAAGCUUAUGAUGAAACAAAAAUUGAGCUGUUUGGCCACAAUACCCAGCAAUAUGUUUGGAGGAGAAAAGUUGAGGCCUUUAAUCCCAGGAACACCAUACCUACCGUCAAGCAUGGUGGUGGUAGUAUUAUGCUCUUGGCUUGUUUUGCUGCCAAUGGAACUGGUGCUUUAAAUGGGACAAUGAGAAAGGAGGAUUACCUCCAAAUUCUUCAGGACAAGCUAAAAUCAUCAGCCCGGAGGUUGGGUCUUGGGCGCAGUUGGGUGUUCCAGCAGGACAAUGACCCCAAACACACGUCAAAAGUGGUAAUAAAUCAGGCUCGAAUUAAGGUUUUAGAAUGGCAUUCCCAAAAAACAAGUCCAUGUCAGAAAACCAACAAAUUUAGUUGAGAUGAAACAAAAUUUGAGCCACAAUUUUUUUUUUGCGGCUCCAGACAGAUUUGUAAUUUGGCUCUUUCAACAUUUUGGGUUGCCGACCCCUGCUUUAGGGUAUAAAAGGAGGGAUAAACCAAGCAACCUUUGACAGGGAGGGUCUGCAUAUGCACUCAAACAAGGUACAUUUUUGUUCCACCACACGAAUAAAAAAAUAAAAAAACGGAUUCCCGGAGAAGAAAAUAAGAAAAACAAUCACCUUCACAUGUUUAUGUAUGUAGGAGGGUGCUUUUGGUAGCCAUUGACAAGCUUCUGAUGAAACAAAAAUGUAGCUGUUUGGCCACAAUACCCAGCAAUACGUUUGGAGGAGAAAAGUUGAGGCUUUUAAUCCCAGGAACACCAAACCUACCGUCAAGCAUGGUGGUGGUAGUAUUAUGCUCUGGGUCUGUUUUGCUGCCAAUGGAACUGGUGCUUUAAAUGGGACAAUGAAAAAGGAGGAUUACCUCCAAAUUCUUCAGGACAAGCUAAAAUCAUCAGCUCGGAGGUUGGGUCUUGGGCGCAGUUGGGUGUUCCAACAGGACAAUGACCCCAAACACACGUCAAAAGUGGUAAUAAAUCAGGCUCGAAUUAAGGUUAUAGAAUGGCCUUCCCAAAGUCCUGACUUAAACCUGUGGACAAUGCUGAAGAAACAAGUCCAUGUCAGAAAACCAACAAAUUUAGCUGAGAUGAAACAAAAAUUGAGCCACAAUUUUUUUUUUGCGGCUCCAGACAGAUUUGUAAUUUGGCUCUUUCAACAUUUUGGGUUGCCGACCCCUGCUUUAGGGUAUAAAAGGAGGGAUAAACCGAGCAACCUUUGACAGGGAGGGUCUGCAUAUGCACUCAAACAAGGUACAUUUUUGUUCCACCACAUGAAUAAAAAAAAAAACCGGAUUCCCGGAGAAGAAAAUAAGAAAAACAAUCACGUUCACAUGUUUAUGUAUGUAGGAGGGUGCUUUUGGUAGCCAUUGACAAGCUUAUGAUGAAACAAAAAUGUAGCUGUUUGGCCACAAUACCCAGCAAUACGUUUGGAGGAGAAAAGUUGAGGCUUUUAAUCCCAGGAAUGCCAUCCCUACCGUCAAGCAUGGUGGUGGUAGUAUUAUGCUCUUGGCUUGUUUUGCUGCCAAUGGAACUGGUGCUUUAAAUGGGACAAUGAAAAAGGAGGAUUACCUCCAAAUUCUUCAGGACAACCUAAAAUCAUCAGGUUGGGUCUUGGGCGCAGUUGGGUGUUCCAGGAGGACAAUGAUCCCAAACACUUCAAAAGUGGUAAAGGAAUGGCUACAUCAGGCUAGAAUGAAGGUUUUAGAAUGGCAUUCCCAAAGUCCUGACUUAAACGUGUGGACAAUUCUGAUGAAACAAGUCCAUGUCAGAAAAACAACAAAUUUAGUUGAGAUGAAACAAAAAUUGAGCCACAAUUUUUUUUUUGCGGCUCCAGACAGAUUUGUAAUUUGGCUCUUUCAACAUUUUGGGUUGCCGACCCCUGCUUUAGGGUAUAAAAGGAGGGAUAAACCGAGCAACCUGAAGCAACCUUUAACAGUGCAUAUGCACUCAAACAAGGUACAUUUUUGUUCCACCACACGAAUAAAAAAAAAAAACGAUUCCCGGAGAAGAAAAUAAGAAAAACAAUCACCUUCACAUGUUUAUGUAUGUAGGAGGGUGCUUUUGGUAGCCAUUGACAAGCUUCUGAUGAAACAAAAAUGGAGCUGUUUGGCCACAAUACCCAGCAAUACGUUUGGAGGAGAAAAGUUGAGGCUUUUAAUCCCAGGAACGCCAUCCCUACCGUCAAGCAUGGUGGUGGUAGUCCUAUGCUCUUGGCUUGUUUUGCUGCCAAUGGAACUGGUGCUUUACAGAGAGUAAAUGGAACAAUGAAAAAGGAGGAUUACCUCCAAAUUCUUCAGGACAAGCUAAAAUUAUCAGCCCGGAGGUUGGGUCUUGGGCGCAGUUGGGUGUUCCAACAAUGAUCCCAAACACACGUCAAAAGUGGUAAAGGAAUGGCUAAAUCAGGCUAGAAUUAAGGUUUUAGAAUGGCAUUCCCAAGAAACAAGUCCAUGUCAGAAAACCAACAAAUUUAGUUGAGAUGAAACAAAAAUUGAGCCACAAUUUUUUUUUUUGCGGCUCCAGACAGAUUUGUAAUUUGGCUCUUUCAACAUUUUGGGUUGCCGACCCCUGCUUUAGGGUACAAAAGGAGGGAUAAACCAAGCAACCUUUGACAGGGAGGGUCUGCAUAUGCACUCAAACAAGGUACGUUUUUGUUCCACCACAUAAAAAAAAAAAAAAAACGGAUUCCCGGAGAAGAAAAUAAGAAAAACAAUCACCUUCACAUGUUUAUGUAUGUAGGAAGCCUGAGGACUUGAAGGAAAAGUCUCAGGGUUCCGUGAGACCUUCUCGCUGCAUUCUCAGGUGUCACAAAGUGAGAGUGAGCUGAUUUGUGGCAUGUGGUAAAAAGUGCGACUGAACACUCAAGUAACGUUUGAUCGUUUCUCCUUCUUCUUCUUCUUCUCCUUCUCCUUCCCGCCAGAGUUUCAAUGCUCUUCCACGUUCUAAGAUGAAGUUAUGGAAAAGUGCUACUUUUGCCUUUGUGCUCUGUGGCGCCGCCCUGUCUGUCGUCCUCAUUAAAAACAUGGCCACCGUCGUGGGAGCGCCUAAAGCCAAGACCAAACACACCUCAUCCUCAUCAUCAUCAUCAUCAUCAUCCUCCUCCUCCUCGUGGUACCCUUCCACCUCACCGUCAGAAACCUCAUCAUCGCCAUCAUCUCCGCCCGGCUGGGGUGUCGGCCUCCGUCGGCGGCCGCGCUCGGCAGACAUGAGCUCUCUCCUCUCCGAGUUGUCCAUGAUGUUCCAGAGCUUCACGGAAGGUGAACUUCAGCACAUGGUUGGGACCCUGAUGGACAGGAAGCAGCGGAAGAACCGGAGCCAAAGCCAGACCAGAAGGACUAAAAGAGCCCGGCGGGCCAAGCCCUGCUCCCUGAGAGAACUGGAGCUGACAGUGAGCGAGCUGGGCCUGGGCUACGACAGCGACGAGACGGUGGUGCUGCGCUACUGCAGCGGCAAGUGCACGGCGCAGCGGCGCAACUACGACAUCACCAUGGAGCACAUGAUGCGGACUGGCUUCAAGAAGAGGGGCCGCAAGGACAAGGUCGGCAACGGUCCGUGCUGCCGGCCCACGGCUUUCGAGAAGGACUUUUCCUUCCUGGACAACCGGAGCCGCUACCACAGCAUACAGAACAUCUCGGCCAAGAACUGCGGCUGCGUAUGACCCACGGACUCCGACGUGGGACAACAUGGGGAGGGGGGGAACUCCAGAUCAGGAAUAUGUUGGACCUGGACCGACUCCACGUGGGAAUGAAUCAGAAGGAUUUGCAGACAGAGAAUGACUGUUCUUUUUCUAUAUGUGUAGUAACACUGUAAACACAGCAAUGUAGCAACAUGGCGUGUUCUUCCGGGUCACGUGACCGCGUGACUAAGACCUGAUGAGUCAUGGCCGCCCGGCUCAAGACUAAACUUCACCGUUUCACAUCUCAACCCAAGUAUAUUUCAACGUUCUUCCGACUGGAACGCGGUAGACACAGCAAAUUCAGACAACACAGUCCUAUUAAUUUUGUAAUCGUACUAAUCACUACUUUCCCCUGGCUUAUUAUUCUUCAUCACACCAAGAAUCUUAGUGAUUUGUACGGUUUGUGAGGGUCUUCCUUUCCUUUAAAGUUAAAGUUAAAAUACCAAUGAUUGUCACACACACACUCUAGGUGUGGUGAGAUUAUCCUCUGCAUUUGACCCAUCCCCUUGUU